Molecule: messenger RNA, 3095 nt
Organism: Eleginops maclovinus (Patagonian blennie)
Lineage: Eukaryota; Metazoa; Chordata; Actinopteri; Perciformes; Eleginopidae
Gene: nsun2
Product: NOP2/Sun RNA methyltransferase 2
Exons: 19
Coding region: 62-2440 (792 amino acids)
Biological process (GO): tRNA methylation
Cellular component (GO): cytoplasm; nucleus
Molecular function (GO): tRNA (cytidine-N5)-methyltransferase activity; tRNA binding
Source: RefSeq, a predicted model, not a curated record
GGGUCCUGAUUCACGUGCGUCACAGGCAACACGUUUUGAGAAAUACACAGCGGAGCAGUUUAUGUUCAAACUCUCAGUGUAUUCCCAUUUUAUCCGGGUAACAGUUAAAACUUCUCUUUAUCCAGCCACCACAUCGUUUUGCAGACUCUUCUCCAGAGUUGUCUGCUGUUCCAACAUGGGGAAAAGAAGCAGGCAGAGGCAGAAAACCCAAAAUACUGGCAGAGACAACAGAGACAACGCUGGCUGGGGAGCUGGUUAUGAUGACAUUGUCAAGGAGAAUAAGCUUUUUGAACAUUACUACCAAGAGCUCGGCCUGGUGCCUGAGGGAGAGUUUAAGGAGUUCAUGGAUGCUAUGAGGGAACCGCUGCCGGCCACCAUCCGCAUCACUGGAUACAAAAGCCAUGCCAAAGAAAUCCUCCACUGUCUGAAGGAAAAAUACUUCAAGGAUAUUCAGGAGGUGGAGAUCGAUGGCCAGAAGAUUGAGGCUCCACAGCCUCUUAAAUGGUAUCCCGAUGAGCAGGCCUGGCACACCAACAUGAGCCGGAAGAUCAUCAGGAAGUCUCCGCUGCUCGAGAAGUUCCACCAGUUUCUUGUCAGCGAGACCGAGUCGGGUAACAUCAGCCGACAGGAAGCUGUCAGUAUGAUCCCUCCUCUCCUCCUGAAAAUUGAGUCACACCACAAGAUCCUGGACAUGUGUGCAGCUCCAGGGUCAAAGACGGCCCAGCUGAUCGAGAUGCUCCAUUCUGACAUAGACGUGUCAUUUCCAGAGGGGUUUGUCAUUGCCAACGACGUGGACAACAAGCGCUGCUACCUGCUGGUGCACCAAGCCAAGCGUCUCAACAGCCCCUGCAUCAUGGUGGUCAACCACGACGCCUCCUGCAUCCCCACGCUCAAGAUCGACGUAGACGGAAAGAAGGACAUCCUCUUCUACGACCGCAUCCUUUGUGACGUGCCCUGCAGCGGAGACGGCACCAUGAGGAAGAACAUUGACGUGUGGAAGAAAUGGACAACCAGCAACAGCCUGCACCUGCACGGGCUCCAGCUGCGUAUCGCUGUGCGCGGUUUGGAACAGCUGGCGGUGGGAGGGAGGAUGGUGUACUCCACCUGUUCACUCAACCCUAUAGAGGACGAGGCUGUCAUCGCAGCGCUGCUGGAGAAGAGCGAAGGAGCGUUGGAGCUGGCCGACUGCUCAGGUGAUCUGCCGGGGCUCAAGUGGAUGCCUGGAGUCUCUUCCUGGAAGCUGAUGACCAAGGAGGGCACGUGGUUCUCUGAUUGGUCCAAGGUUCCCCUCAAUCGCCAAACGCAGAUCCGCCCCACCAUGUUCCCGCCAACAGACCCCGAAAAACUGGCCAACAUGCAUCUGGAGAGAUGUAUGAGGAUUUUGCCACAUCACCAGAACACAGGAGGUUUCUUUGUGGCUGUGCUGGUGAAGAAAGCCCCGAUGCCUUGGAACAAAAGAUAUCCCAAGCUGAGGAAGGACGUCUCCUCCAGUUCUGCAGCCCAGACUGAAGGCUCCCCUGCAGCCUCCAUUCCCGCCGGGUCUCCCUGCCCACCCGACAGUGCUGUGGAGGACGGGGCGGGGGUGAAAGUAGACGAGGAGGCCCCCAAAGACCUUUCCUUAGCCCAGGAGACGACUGAUAAACAAGAUAGAGUGUAUGGACCUCCCGCCUCUAAGAAGAUGAAGCUGUUUGGUUAUAAAGAAGAUCCCUUUGUGUUCCUCACUGAAGAUGACCCCGUCUUCAUCACCAUACAGUCCUUCUACAAUCUGUCCCCCACCUUCCCCAAGGUCAACGUGCUGACCAGGACCCACGACGGCAAGAAGCGCCACCUCUACAUGGUGUCCAAAGAGCUGCGCAACGUGCUGCUCAACAACAGCGAGCGCAUGAAGGUCAUCAACACAGGGGUGAAGGUGUGGUCUCGCAACAGUGAUGGAGAGGAGUUUGGCUGUGCCUUCAGACUGGCUCAGGAGGGUAUCUACAGUCUCCAGCCGUACAUCCGCUCCAGGAUAAUCACAGUGAGUGUGGCGGACAUCAAAGUGCUGCUGACCCAGGAGAACCCCUACCUCAGCAAACUGGAGGAAGACGCUCACGCUCAGGCCAAGAAACUGGUGAUGGGUAGCAUUGUGUUGAAGUACAUUCCCAAUCCAAAUAACACAGAGGAGCCUCAGUGUCCCAUCCAGCUGUGCGGCUGGAGGGGAAAGACGUCCAUCCGGGCCUUCGUCCCCCGAAACGAGAGGUUUCACUACCUCCGAAUGUUAGGUGUGGAGGUCUUCAGAGACAAGCAGGGCCAAGCGCAGAAAGGAGGGGAUGGAGAGAAAGAAGGGGAGGUGAAGGAGGGGGUGGAAAAUGACGCAGGAGUGGUGAAAGAUGCGGUGGACCUGGACUUGGAGAAUGAUGAUAAAAUUGGAUCAAUAGAACCAGAGAAGGAACUGAUGGACUAGCAGUUGAUUAAAAAAAGAGGACUGACGAGACGUACCGCUGCUCUAAGAGCCGUGGACGAUGAUGAAGACCACAUUUCAUUAUAAGGGAGGAAGAUGAGUCUCUGUUCCCCACCCUGCAGCUGCAGGAAACCCUCCCUUUGUAGACUCGGUUGGGAUUUUUAUUUUUGUUUGGAGCCCCUCCUGGAGUCAGCUUUUUAGUUAGUCUUAUUUUAUUGAUAUGUUCUUUUUUUUUAACAAACAUAUUCCACUGCUUCACUUUUUUCUUCCCGUCACUAAUCUUCAGAGGGGUUUCUAUUAACUGCCGUCUCAUUUUCUAGAUCUGUAAUAAAGCCAAACCACGGAGUCAAUUAAAGCGCUAAAGAUUAACUGUGUCACCUACUGCUCAAAUUAUUUGACUCUAAGCUCGUUGAAGUAUUAAAAGCAUGCCUGAGAAGGGGUUGAUUACGUUUGGCAAAUUUAACACCGAUCAUAAAACAGCUAUUAGUAAUGAGGCCCUCAAACAGUGGUGUGUUAAAGAGGAACUGCUGCACCCUGGGAUGUCUGAAUGAGAGGUAAAGGAAUACUCCUGAACACUUCAUAUUAAUAAAGUAACAUAAUCCAAGUCUCUAUAUAUUUAAUUUCAAAUGUAUAAUAAAGGUUGAAAAGUGAGAAGUAA